This is a messenger RNA of Tuber aestivum (summer truffle), 2389 nucleotides long. The record is from the annotation of a GenBank genome assembly. Lineage: Eukaryota; Fungi; Ascomycota; Pezizomycetes; Pezizales; Tuberaceae.
UUGCUCUCUUGUUCCUUUCACUUCAUCACCAUCAACAUCGCCUCAUCACCAUCAACAUUCUCACCUGCUGCAGCAAAAUAGGAACAUUAAAGGCUUAGGAAGGAGGAAGAGGGAGAGAGGGAAACUGCUCUUAGUUCUAUUCCAUUCUACCCGGGUGCUUGAAAAUCCAUCGCCGAUAAUACCACCCCAUCAAUACCCUGACUCGAACAACCCACUCUCUUUCCCCAUCCACCCCCCUAAAAGGAGAGCACAUAGAAUUUCCUCUUCUCCAACCCUCUGGGUAGCUGCGUUUGUAUCAUAUUUUGGACUUCUCAGCCAAUUCUCCGACGCGACAAAGGUCCUCCAAAAAUAUCCAUCAUCCAUUGUUGCGUAGAAGAACACACCCCCAUCCCCUUCGAAACGAAGCAAAAUGGCGUACAGUGACGAUACUGUUCUGUCUAAACUCAGCGCUCUGAAUGAGACACAGGAGGGUAUAGUGACUGCAGCGAACUGGAUUUUAUUCCACAGGUAUGGAAUACGAAUAUCCACCCAUCCAUUCACCCAUCCAUAUGAGAAAUGAAAGGGAGAAGAAGAAAAAUAACGAGGAAAUAAGGGAGGGUAGCUAAUCGGGACUUUUCUACAACAGACGCAUGGCCAAGAGAACCGCCGAGCUAUGGUUGCAGAGGAUGAAGGAAUCCACAAGCCAUAAGAAGCUCAAUUUGAUUUAUCUCGCAAAUGGUGAGAAGCUACGACCCCAUGAAGUUUAUCUUUCCUGACGCUGAGUUUCUAACGUUAUCACGACGGCUAGAGGUGGUUCAACAAUCCAAGGCUAGAAAGAGACAAGACUUUCUCACCGCGUUCUCGCCGGUAAGAAUAUAUCUGCUGGUACAUUUCGCGGUCAUUUCACUUACUAAUAGGUGUCCUAGAUAAUUGCGGAAGCGACUGAAGUAGCGUACAGGAAUUCCACUCCGGACAUCCAGAACAAGAUUCGACGUGUGAUAGAGGUAUGGCGGCAACGUGCCAUUUUUGAACCAGAUGUACAAGGCAGUAUUGAACAACGUCUUGAUGGUAUGCGAUCCCGCUCGUGGAUUCCUCCUCCCCCCUUUUCUAUUCUUAUUCCAUUUUUCGAAACUAGAGCAUGCACUAACAACCUCAAGAUGUCGACAAAGGGAAGAGCAGCGCCAGCUCCGGUGCAACUGGUCGCAAACCACUUCUGGGUGGUGCCUUUGGAGGUUCUUUCGGAGGGGGGGGUGGCUCAAGUGCCCCAUUGGAAUUUACCCCCAUUCUCAACAGUCACAAGGGCCUUAUGUUAAAGAACUCCUCCGCUACAAUUGCAGUCAGUAGUGCCGGUUCCGAGUACCAAAAGCAAUUCGACUCCGACACUCUCCCGGUAGCUCCGGUUUACGCCGCUCGUCUCUCUUCUCUUCUCAAGACCCUCGACUCUGCUCAUAUCGCCGUCAAAGGUGCCAUCGAGGCGCGCGAGACCCACAUACGCAACCUUGAGCGCCUGCUCUCACAGAACAAGGCAUCCCUCGAGAAAGACAAGAACACACUCAAGGACAUAGUCGCCAAGCAUCAAAGGACCGAGACCACAAAGCAAGAAGUCGAAAUAAUGAUCCUGAAGGGUAUGGAUGAACCGCAGAACAGCCAAACCAACGGUGGUGGGGGAGGAGCGGCGGGAUCCUCAGCCGAGCAUGACGCCGCCUCACCAAAAUCUCCUGAGGUUGAAGCACUUACCCCUCCCGGUCAACCGGCUUAUGACAAUCCGAGGUCAUCCGCUUCGACAUCGGUCCUUCCUCCUCAAUUUCACCAGGGCGCCUCUGAAUUGCUUGCCAGUCUGGCCGCCCCGCUUUCUGGGGUUAAGAGGGAGAAGAGAGAUGAGCCGGAGGUCUUCGAGGGAUUGGAUGAUGAUGUUGCUGAUAUGUUCCGGAAUGAGCAGAUGGGUAGCCCCCCUAAACGGUCUAAGAUCGAAGAGGACGAUGAAUACCAUCCGUAACUCAGCCAAGCCCAUUCCACCCUAAUUCAUAAAACCAACGAUGCGAGGAACAGUGGGGGUGGAGCUGAACCCUGCUCAACACUUUGCUAUAUAGUUAUUUCUCUUUUUGCCAUUUCCUUUUCUUGUUUUCUUCUAGCCUUUUGUCCCCUACUCCCAAGACGGAAAAGAAAACCCUUAUACUUUAUUUCUUGUACUAUCCUUAUGAAACUACUAUGUCCUUUCCCGUUAUUCAUUUUCCCAUAGACACCUAUGGAUGCUUCACAUCCGCAGUCAGAAACCUGGUGGGCUCGACAUACUAUCUUGCGAACUACAGGAAGCUUUUGUUUCUGAGUGAUUGUACGUGAACUCAGCCAUCACGCUAUGGACAUAAGCUCCAUCAGGGUUUCGUUUAAGAUAUAAUAAUCCUGCUCUCUA